AAAAUAUAUUCUCUGUUUUGUGGUGAUUUCCUCGAGUUCUGUGGCCUUUGGAAGCCCUUAUACACUGUCUGGAUAUGUCUUUGGACGUUACGGCGUGUUUAAAGGCUCUUUCAAGUGCAUUUUGUCAAUAUAGGAGCCAUACAACGGAGCAAAAUACCAAGGAUCUUGAACGACAAAUCGAUGUAAGUGGCUUCUGGUAUAAGCUUUUUGUUAUUAAUUCUUUGAACUUUUGAAUUCGAUGAACGUAUCGAAAAAAACUCUUUCAAAAGAGUGUCGAAUAUGUGAUCCUUUCUCGUGACGUAUUUCGUGUUAUUAUGGUAGUAAUUUCAGAUAAUAACAACAGUAUGUCAAUCAAACAAAUCACCUGUGAACUAGUAAAUUCGAAGGGCAGGGGAUUACAUGUGUCUAAAUUUAGUCACUGUUUGCCAGAAUGCCUUAAAAGCGUACAGUUUUAUUAAAUGUUGUAAAUCUUUAUCAGAAAAAUUGUGCGUUUCGAAAGUUUAUUGAUUUGUGAUAUAAUGAAUUUUUGGCAUAGGACAUGCCAUAGCAAGUUAAGUUUGUAAGUUACUUAUUACAUACAUUAUAUUGAUAAUGUUCAUUAGUAAAAUCCAACUAGUGGUCUAUUAUCAAUGCUGCGCUCUGAUUGGUUGGGCUACUACUAGGCUAUAUGUUAUAGCCCACUAGUAGCGAAAAGUGUUUGAGUUUUUGCUGCUUGCAAAAAAGGAUUAAAGUCUUGCUUUAAGUUGUUUUGUCUUGAUAUUUUUGACCAACUAGUUGGAUUUUACUAAAACAAUUAUUCCUCUUGCCCUCAUGGCCUCUGAGUCAAUAGCCCAUUCGGCCUUCGGCCUCAUCGGCUAUUGAAUCAGAGCCCAUUCGCGCUCGAGGAGUAAUUGUUAAUUAACCAACUAGAUAGGCUACAGACUUAUGUGGUUGUAGGUGUACAUGUAGCACAGGGUGCAAAGGAAGUCAGUUUACAGCCUCGCCAUUAAGGCAAGCCGUAGUUAGCAUGUACUUUAUAGCCCAAGAGUCAUUUUAACUAGCCCCCCCCCCAAAAAAAAAAAAAAAAAAAUGAGCAGGAUUGAUUACAGUUCUUCAGACUCUGUAAUUUGUAUUCCCCAAAAACUUCACUUGCCUAUUGGGCAAGUUAAGAACAGAAUUCACAAGCCUGAUAGCAAAAUCUACUAGCCCCAGCCUAUCGAACACGACUUUCUUUGCUCGCUGGUAGCAUUUUUUUUUAUGUGCACGUAUGAUCUUUUAAAAUGGAGAUAUUUUUAUUUCUUUUAAUGGGGGAGAGUUAUCUUUUUUAGGUUUUGAUUGGCAUUACUUCAUCAGGGAAACCUUUGCGUGGAUUUACACCUAAAGAGCUUCUUCCAGCAGAAUGUCUUUCCUCCCUUGUGGGCAUGCUUAAUGAGAGUAACGUGAAACAAAGUCUGCAUACAAAGGCAAUGGUUCUACUCUUUAAUCUUGGUGAGCUGAUAUUUAUUUGGAAAAACGUCUAUUGUUUCCUACAGGAGAAUAAUCUUACCAUAAUCCUUUAAAGUGCUGGUAUGCCAUUCUGUUAUCACUGUGACAGCCUCAUUGAUUUUGGUGUGGCUAGUUGGUCUGGCCCCAGUUGUUCAAAAGAUGGAUAAUGUGGAUAAGUAUUAGGAAAACCAAUUGCGCUAUCCAGUGGAUAGAGAUUUUUCCGAUGGAUAGCGCUAUCCACCUUUUGAACAACUGGGGCCUGGUUUUGAAGUCUAUCUCUUCCUGACCGUGAGUCAGUUUAUUAAGUUAUCGAAUGGUCCAGCAUUUGCCACUGACUCUCUUACAUUUGUAUUAAACUAUUUUUAGCUAAUGAUGCAGAAACAAGAGAGGUUCUUCACACUACAUAUCAUUUGACAUCCACCCUUGCAGCCAUACUUCACAGACAUCAUCUUGCAUCAAAUGAAAAAAUGAUAUUUCAGGUAUGUUAUACAAUGAAUACAUUAAUAGGUGCUUUGUACUGGUUGCAGUAAAUAGUAUGUGGUUCAGAUAGUAGCUCAUGGUCAGUUAUUUAAAUGUGUAAUUUAGGUAAGACAAAGAUAGUACUUUGACUGGUCAGGGCUUGAAAAAUGCUUGAAUUUCAGCUUGUACAUUCACAAGCUGCUCUCACAUUUUGCAUGCCCAGGGCCAUUGCUAAUGCUUGCUUGUCUUAACUGAUGAUUUUGUUACCAGGUGACUUGCCUGGAUUAUUGCUUAUUGGAAAAGUGAGGCUAAAGGUUUACUUGCGCAGCAAGAAUAUCCACUUAUCCUGGAGGACCAGAUAGAACUUUUUUUAAACCCUGCUUGAAUUGAAAUUGUACUCCCAUUAUACUAAAAAUAAUUCUUUGCUAGUAGUUAAAAUUUAAUGUAUUAAACUAGUCAGUGAUAUCGGCACAUGUAUAUGUAAUCUUGUAUCAUCUUUUCUUUUCUCUUUUUCUUCCUUUGUUAUUUUUGUGGUCACUUCUAUGUAAAUGUUUUGGAACUGUUGUCAGUAAUAAUAAGCAUUAAUAAAGAAAACUAAAAAUAAUAUUUUAUAAAGUAUUAUUCCUUAUUUGUUACCAAUAGUGUCUGAAACUUCUUGAGAGAGUGACAUAUGGCUGUAAGAUUACAACUCCCAGUGGAUACAUUGAAGAGUUGAUCAGAUAUUUAGUAACAAACAUGUGAGUAUUGGUCCUUAGUACAAAUGUCACUGUGGCUGAACUGAGCACUUUUCAGCCCAGUGAGAAGAAGUAGUAUUAUUUUUUGUUUUUAAGUCCUACCAUAAGAGCCAAAAAUUUCUUUCUAAAAUGCAAGGGUAUACAUGUACAAUAAUGUCAUUGAGAACAAUAUUUAAGUGUCGAGUUACAAGUGUCGAGUUACAAGUGGGAAAAGUGCUACCAAUGAUAUUUUACUUUUGGUUUCAUAGUAGCAUUUCAGUCAAUCAAUCAAUAACUCAAUCAAUGAGUCAUUCAAUCAUUCACUUUCAUCAAUUAAUAAUUGUUCAAUCAAUACCUUUGGUCAUAUUUAUCAGUCCAAUAUUUUUAUUGUUGGGGACACUUUUAUCCAACAGGUUCAAAGUUACAGUAAAUAUUGAUGAACUGUAGUCCAGGCCCUGGUUGUUCAAACAUUGGAUAGUGCUAUCUACCCGAUAAAUCACUAUCCAGUGGAUUCGUAUUAGGAAAACCAUUUUGUUAUCCACUGAAUAGGGAUUUAUCCGGUAGAUAGCGCUAUCCAAUGUUUGAACAACCGGGGCCUAUAUUGUACAUGACAAUUUCCCUAUAAUAAAGUCCAAGCACAGAUCUAAAGAAAAUGACCAUUUUCCAAAUACUGUAGUUUGUGAGCCAAAGAUGUAUACCUCUAGGAGUUUAUGACCAUGUAUGCUAGGAUAAUAAUAAUAAUAAUAAUAAUAAUAAUAAUAAUGAUAAUUUACAUUUAUAUAGCGCAAACCUCCUCAGAUACUCUGAAUUCAAACAGUUUUGACUUCUUUUCUUCCAACCACAGACAGUUGCCUGAAUCAGAUUUAACUGUACCAUGCCUCGGCCUUUUGACAAACCUCUGUCGACAUAAUUUACCAAUACAGGCACACAUCAAGGCUCUGGUAAGUGCUUAGUUGCAGAAUUGUGCAGGAUGCAGAGAGAGUUGGUUUUACAGCUUGGCUUUUGGGCAAGCUGUAUCUAGCAUGUACUAGCCCAGGAGUCAUUUAUCUAGCCCACAAUUCUUUUUUUUUCGAUAUUAAAAGCAGGAUUGAUUAAAGUUCUUUUUUAAUUUGAAUCCCCCAAAAAACUUCACUUGCCCGUCAGGCAACUUAAGAACAGAAUCCACUAGUUUGGUAGCAAAAUGUACUAGCUAGCUCCAGGCUAUCGGACACAUCUAAUCUUUGCAUGCUGUUUUGAUGCAUCUAAUUAAUUCCUUCUCUCCUAUUCAUCCGUUAGUCAGUUUAAGAAUUUAGUAAAAAGAGAACUACAUGUACAUUUACAUGUAGCUUUAUACUUUUGUUUCUUUUCAUCAAACUUGUGAGUGAAUUAUUUUUCUUAUUUUCAGUUCUGAAAAGUACUACUACUUUGCUUAUAAUAGUUGGUUUUUUAAUUACUACUAGUUAAAUCCUGUUGUUACUCGUAGUUCUUACUAUUUAACUGCAUUCCAAAGUGUAUCAACAUCUAUAACUUUAUGUGUUUAAACAACAGCCAUUGCAGUCUGAGCCCAAAUUAGAGCUUUGGAUUUGAAAAGACCUAAAUUAGAGUAUAAUGACAAUAAUAUUUUGCUAUCAUUGUUAUUUUCAUUAUCAUUACUAUCAUUUUAAUUUUUUUUAACCACAGUUAUACCUUAUCUCACUAGUACUGUAUUUAUAAAUAUCAUAAUUUAUUGUUAUUAGCUUUCUCAUGACUGGUCACCUUCUUUAUAUUGCAGGAGAACAUCAAAUCACUAUAUCGGAUGUUGAUAGCCUUUCUUUCUCACAGUAACCUCACAGUGAUUGUUUUUUCAUUGUCUAUUUUGACAAGCCUCUCACUCCAUGAACAGCUAGGAGAGAAGGUAUUGCACAUCAAUUCAUUGGUUACUCAGUAACUUGGUUUGUUAUACAAUUUAGAGAGUUAUUUUCUAGAACUAAUGAAAUAUUUCUCACAGCGGCAAGUUUAUAAUUUUGUCGGAAUUUGCGACACAUGUGACUCCCACGAGAAUCUCAGGCGAGGUGGUUUGUAUCGGGUUUGGUUGGUGUCCACCAUGACAUCAUCCAGAGGCACAUAAAGGUGCUUUGUGGGUUUUCUAGGCUACCGAUUUUGGGGCCUCGCUCGUGAAUCCCACAAGGCUUGCUUAGCAAAGUGAUGUGUGAUUUGCUUUGGUCAUAUUUCUAAGGGUUUGGUUUUUUCAGUCGCCAUUUUAUGAGUCGAUAAGUGCUUUUUUGCAAUGAAUUUGGAAGGCAAAAGUACUUUUAAGAGAAAAUGGAAGUAAUUUGGGUCAUUAGCCUUAUUAAUAAAGAUAAUUAUGAGCGAAGAUCGAAAUCACAUGUUUUGUGUCCCACUUUGUAGAGGAGUUUAUACCAUAUCAGCUUAGUUGGGCAUCUGUUCUUUAAAUGUGAUGAAAUGGGUUUAAGUUGUUUUUUUUAUCACACAGUUCGUCGUAUGUCCCCAUGUGGCAUAGUGGCAACGAAAUGGCCCAGCCUGUAGGAGGUCUUGGGUUGAAUUCUGGGCAGAAAUUAGUUUUCUUUCUCUCUUCUUUUCUUGUUUUUCCUUUUCAUGUAGUAGUUUUUUAGUUAUUGUAGUUUGUUUUGCUUCUUUAUUAUAGCAUAAGUUUUUUUUAAAUUUAUUAAUUUUCUUCCCUAUUGCCUUGUUUCCCUUUCUUCCUACUUUUCGCUGUUUCCCUGAAAUUGCUUCGUCAGGUCACAGACUGUGAUCUAAGUAUUUCUAGUAUAAGUUUUCUGUUUUGAAGAAGUUUAAUAACCCAUUAGAAUAAAUUUGAAUGUUCAAACACGUGAUUGCAAUACUGCAAAGAAAAAUAUGUAAAGUCAUGUGUCAUCUGAAAUGUUUCAAGACUUUGCUCUAAGAAAAAAUGAAAGAGAGUCCAGUUUGAGCCUCAUGUGUAAUCCAGGGUCACAGGGUUUGCAGUAUAAGAUUUCUGUAUCAAAGAAGCUAAGAUUUCCUACUCACUCAUGAGCAACAGUAAGGUACCAGGGGCUACCAGGCCCUACUAGAACAUAGCCCUCUGUUUUUUCUUUUCCAAGUUCCCCAAUCUUGAUUGGUUUUGUGCUCUGACAGCAGCCAGUGGCCUCUGACAACUUUAUUACUUUUACGUAUUAUACAAUGCAGGGAACGAAGAAAUGCCACUUUUUUAAACAGAAACCUUAAUGCUAGAUUCCUUGGAUUUUUUAAGUUUAGAGCUUUUGGGAUCUGUUUAUUGUUUUUCCAUAAGCAUAGCAACAUUUUGUUUUUUAGAAAAAUUACAUUAUUCACAUACUGUUGAUUUUUGUUUGGGAAAUCCAGAUAAGGUUUUUAAUUUCUCUGUCGAACUCCAAACCCAAAGCACUUGAGUUUCACCAAAUAAAAUUCCUUCUGUAAUGUGGAUUUCAGUUAGCUUAGCAGAAACUCCCUUAAUGUUUAUCAGACUUGUGCACCUGGUACAUGUUCACUUGAACAAACACAACAAUGCAUUUUCAUUUUUUCUUGCUUGACUAUACUGAUAGCAUUGUUGUUUCCUUUGACCAGCUUUUCAAUGCAAAGAAUAUCCAUCAGACCUUUCAACUUGUGUUCACCUUUCUAAUUAAUGGAGAGGGUCCCACUACAAGGCGCUCUUCAGUGGACUUGUUUGUUGACUUACUCGCUAGUCCCAAAAUUCAACAGUCUCUCCUAAUGUAAGUAUCCUUAAAGGUGAUGUUACAUGGAACAAUUUGAAACAAUUUUUUGGGCAACACAGUGUAGCAAUGUUGGAACAAUGUUGCAACCAUUUGAAACAUGUCACAACAAUGUUGAAAUGAUGUGUUGUGUUAAAAAUCGUGGUUGCAAGUCGUCCCAUGUACCAUCACCUUAACACGGGGCUGUCACUGGGGGGGCGGUGCCAGGGGAUUCCCUCAGCUACUAUGAGCAUGACCCCUGCCUACUUUCAUAAGGAAAAAAUAGAACAAGUCCAAUUCCCUGGGUACUAAAUAAAUAAAAUAUACUCAGAAACCUGCAAGCUUAGCAACAGCCCUGUUAACAACUUAAAACAUGAAAGUAUUUUUUAAUGCCCUGUUUUCUUUCUUAGAGAAAGUCAAGUAAACUUAAGCUCCUGGCAAAGUCAGUGAAAAUGAAGAAAUUAUUUAUUUUCUACAGAUUUAGGUUGUCACAAGGUUUCAUUGAGAACAUUUACAUUUUACAGAAGGUCAUUUAAGAAUACAAAUUAGCAAAAAUUGUUUAACACAAUGCUUUGAUGACAUCAUUAUCAAGUGAUAAGAUAGAAAAAGUGACAUCUGUCUUACAUGUAAUAAUACAGUUGGAAGUGACAAAAUUUUACUAGAGAACAUAAGUAACAUGUUUUGAAGUCAGAUUUUAAAUUUCUUUAUCUUUGUUAUCUCUUGAUAAUGAUGUCAUUGUGACAUCAAAGCGCUUUCGGUAAUUUUCAUUCUUUAAGAUUGGGAUUGUUUUUUUCUCCUUUCAGACAUGAACAUUUGCCAUUUUAUUUGGAGCAGAUUCUGGCGUUACUUCAAUUAAAUGAAGCUGAAGAAGCUGCCAAGGUGAACUUCUGUCUCCUUCCUGGUGUAUAAAUGGGUAGUCGGUACUGGUAACAUAAUAGGGACCUUAACCCUUUAAACCCUAAUAUCAAAACUGAGAUUCUCAUUUACUGUCCCUAUACAAUUGAAUAGAAGUGUUGGGGAGAAUUUGGUGAAAUAUCAAAUAGACUCAUCUUCCCUGAUCAUGUACUCAAUUCUCACAACCACUAUGUUUUCUAAAGCAUUGAUAUCAUGAGGAGAAAUUUCAUGCUGAUCACUCUUAGGGCUUAAAGGGUUAAGAUGCAAGGAUGGUGACAGUGGGGAAAGCAAUGCUUGAAAAUUGAAUUUGCUUUUUUUUCAAUCUUGAUCACGAUUAUUCCCACUACUACUUUGUCAAAUGUACAUGUAGGCAAACUCUCCUAGAGUUGAAUUCCCAAGAACCAUAUCCAAGUUCAGAAGGUGAACAUUACUUGUUUAUGUCCUCCAUAAAAUGUGAAAUUAGGCAUUUUUACUUGGUAGGUGUGCAGUGGUGGCAAAAAAAGUACAGAAAGUGUUAUCCACAUACAAAGUUCAAAGUUGUUGUUUUGCUUGUUAUACCUAUUCCUUUUUGGUCGUUCUGGUUGUUGUCACUCCCCUCGGAUCUUAGGGUCCCUUUUUAACUGCUGGGGUUUUUUAUAACCCUGUGUAGACGAGCAUCACAUCCAGGGGGGAGUGCCAAUACCCCUAGGUGCUUCAGCUAUUAAAACUGGGUCAAGCUGUGGCUGCCCAAAUCUUCUUGGCUUGUACAUUCCUUAAACUUUCAUGCAUUUUUUUCUUCAGGUGUUUGAGUUGCUUUUGACAUUCUGUUCUGUGACUGGUUUGAGAAAUCUUGUUUGCAAAGCUUUGUUCUCAACUGUGAGCUCUAGACCAAAGGACCCAAAGAUAAACAGUGCAUAUGAUGUUGUUUUAUACUGGGCCAGUCAGUCAGUUGACAUUCAUUCAACUGUGUCACUCAAGGCUCUUGAUUUUAUCAAGGAAAUAUAUGAGGUGAGAAUGAGAUUUCAUCUCCCAUAACUCAAAUAACAGGCUUACAUGUACCCUUAAAAACGGCAUGGAGUUCAUUGUCUUCAUGUAAUACCCAGACCUUAAGGGGACAGCAGCAAUAAUUUAUUAUGAUAACUGUGGAGAAAACCUUCAUUGUCCUUAUUCGGAUGUUAAUUGGUUAAUUUUUUUGGAAUUGACUUCUAAAGGGCUGUAUUUAAGUUUUUAAAAAUUAUCUAAAAAAUCGUUGCUUUGAGUUCAUUUCCUCUUCAAAAUGUGAAAUAAAACAAUUCACAUCCUCUUUGUACAACAACAGCAGAGAAAUGUACAAGCAAGUGUGGUGCAGGUACGGAGUUGUUGUCUUUGCUAAUUUUAACCCAUUGUUUGCUGUUCUCAUUGCUGUUGUUGUCGUUGCUUGUGAUCCCUACAUGUAGUUAGGAGUGUUUUAAGGAAGUGAGGUGCAGCAUAUAUAUAUUUUCUGGUUUUAUUUGUUUGUUUUCCAGGAACUUGUUGAUGGUGGCCUUCUUGAACAAUUAUCACCACGGACAUCAUAUCUAAUCCCUGUGCUGACACAACUGCUGAUACCACCUACAGAAAUUGAUGGCACUAUACUGAAACAGAAAUGUGCACAGAUCAACAAGGCCUUGGAAGUUCUUAGUGAUAUCCUUUUAAGUUAGAAUAGGGGCAUACUGUAAGCCUGUACAGUGCAGCUAUGUAACAAAAGUGCUUUCAUGACAAAACAGCUUAUAGCUUAUUUAGGUUCAGGAUAGCAUGCUGUAACAAUGAGUUGCACCACAGGAAAGCAGCAUUUGCUGGGCUAAAGUAAAUGUUAGUGAAAAAGGGUGCUGGUAGGCCUGCGUGAGACCGCUCCGGGCCAUCAAACUUCACUAACAGCUUGUGCGAAGGUCAAGUGAUUUUUUUAAUCUUCAUCUUGCCCUGUUUGUAAACUUUAAAAAGGAGUAUUUGAUGAUAAGCAUCACAAGUGUCUAAACAUGGUAUAAAACGGAAGAAAUCAACAGAAAAAAAGACCUGGUAUCGUUUAUCACAAUCAGCUCACCACAGUUUUAUUAAAAGCUGUUAUUGUUUUGAAAUGACAUCAGAUGGUUCAUUCAGCAAGUGGAUGUUCAAUGUUCAGAAAGUAUUUUCAAAGUAACAUGCAUUCCAGAAGAGGCAUAAAUGAUCCCUGAUGAAGGGAGUGAGUUUCAGUUUCCGAGAAUUUGCUUUAACUAUGUGUUGACAAAUGCCACAACGAACUUCAGCUUGCUAGGGGUGGAGAGGUUACGUUUAUGCCAGAGCUGUCAUUAAGUUUUUAAGCAGCCGUAGCAAAUGAAGACUCAGCAUAACAUCUCACAGCAAAAUUUAUAUUGUCAUCGUUAUAAACUGUUCGGCUUUGAGCACCACAAAAUAAUUAGCUCAGCCGUAACGGGUGUUACGGGUUACCGCCCUUAAUGACAGCCCUGUUAAAACUUAUUAUCGAGAACUGUGUCUAUGUAACGGAGCACUGUAUGAAAAUUCUAAUCUUUAUGUUCUGUCCUUGACUUUUGCGACUUCUGUGUUUUGAGGAUUCGCUUAAAAGUGUUGUAUUAGGACAGCUGAAUCUUGAUUACUGGUGGAAGUUGCUGGAAUAUCAGUACCAACACAACAGUGUUGGAACACGCAGUUCUGUUGCAGUGUCUUGGAGGUAAGGGGUUAGUGUAAAAGAGCAGUGUUUUAAACUACACAAUUAUGAAUUUGGAAUCAGAUUCAGUAAAUUUUCAUGAGCCGCGUGAAUCUCUCUGUCAGCGAAAGUCCACAUGACUUGUUGUACAUAUAAAAUUAUCUGUGUAAAUGACGACCUUUUGAAACAUUAUUUCGUUUGCAGCCAAUCCUUAGAUAUUUUCUGUAUUAAUUAUGACUUGUGCAGAAUUGGCUCCUCUGCUCGACUUCAACGUGCUCUCUGAUAAGAAGUUCAAGUCCCGAGUAUUACAGUGUUUUUGUAAAUAACCAUGUGUAAUUGUCUUUUUGGCUUUAGCUUGGAAGGCGUAAACGUCGUGCUUCAAAUGUUGGACUUGCUCUGUAAAUUGAAAAAUGACGUCAUGGGACUGCAGGUCUGUAGCUUUGAGCUCCCUUUACCACCAUUGAACUUUGCCAAAGAGAAAAUGACAAAGAAAAUAUCAAUAUCAUCGAACGUUUAAUGCAGACCAAUUAUCAGAGCCUUUUUGUUUUUGCCUUGUUUACAGGAGCAGCUUGCUGCCGCAUUGCAAGACCAGCGGUUGGUCCCCUUCUUGGCACGCUCGUUGAGUAGUGACUCACGUGACAGCGUCCAAAAGGCUCUUCGCAUUCUGAGUGAGGCUACCAACUUACCUGACUUUCAGGCCAUUUGGUAAGGCCCUACAUCUAGUAAUAUUAAUCCAAGUGAGACAUAUAUAUUAGCAGAUACGGAAGCGAAUACGGUCAUUUCAGAUACAGGGUUUUACUCAAACUACAGACAGUAACAGUUUUAGCAAAAGAGCGAACACAAUUGAAAUGAUUAAACUUCUUUAUUUUACCCUCAUAAUAAGCUUUAUAACGAAUUCAUCCAUUAGAAAGAGCCCUGAAUAUAGGGUUAUGUCAUUCAUAAGUAAAUUAAAUAUGAUCGGCCGUGCCGCCAACAGUUCUGUUAGUGCUAUUACACACUUACCAAGACAGUCAUAUUCACUGUGUGAUCAACACGUACGUAUUGUUGUACAAUGGGAAUUUUUUCCCCACCAGCACGUAAUCUUAUGCAGACAUCUGACAAUAAAACUGUUUCCCGCCGAAAGUUGUUCGGGCAACAUUGCGAAAGCUAUGACCUCAGGGAGAUUUAGGAUCAUUCAUUACCGUCCUCUGAGAUUUACCCUCAUGAAUUUGUAUUGUUUGCAGGUUAGGAGACUUGAUUGCAUCCAACAACGCAGCUCGCGAGGAAGAGAUGUCACUCCUUAGAAGACCCAAUGAUACAGAACUCAGUCCCCCGUCCUCACCUCGGCACCAGGUCUCCUUAGCCAACACCAAGAACUCGACCAGUGUACGCCCAGUCGGCGUGAACAAUGUUUCAAUGAAAAGCAAAAUUCUCCCCAAUAACUCACAGUAUGAUUCAAACAUCGAGUCCUUGAUCGAGAAGAUGAAGUCCGGUUUGGAGGUGCAGAUUGUUUCUUUCUGACUGAUUUUUCUGUGACAUUGUACGAAAGGGGAAGUUUGUAGAAAAAUGUCGACCACUUUGAGAGAUUGAGGGUUUAGAUUUAGACUGCAAAACAGUUUGUAUUUUAGCGUAUUCAAGAACGCGCGAGCAGUCAAACAAAAGAUCUGGAACGAGGCUUAAAACAGAGAGGCGGGUGAGGCUCGCGCGCUUCGUGCGCGUAAGACUCUUACGCCACGCUUUACCGAUUUCUUUACUCAUUUUGAGAAAAAAAAACGACUGUUUUGCGUCUAGUUUAGAUUGGGUUCCGUCACUGGCUCUCAUCUUUGUGCGGGCCAUACGGAGGGAAAAUAUAAACUGAUUUAAGUACUUUCCUGAAGCCGUGAUAUUUCACAGAAACAAAGCCGGAAUUGAGAUAAGUGUUGGGCUUUAAGGUGAGUAGUAAACGGGACUAUCCAAAAAAAAAAAAUUUCGUAACGAGGAAGGAAACAAACAACACUUAUGGGAGGUUAUUUUAAAUCGAAAUGAAGAUGUGACCGUCGCAGUUUUAAUGGCAAUUUAGGAAAUUGCAAAUAAUAAGUAGGGAAAAAAUGGAUCAUUUUACGUUUCUGGGAAACUGCCCACCUACCCCUCCCCUAAACCAACAUUAACACUUAGCUCUUACUCAGGGCAAAAUAUUGCCUCAGGGGAGGGGUAGGUGGGCAGUUUCACAGAAACGUAAAAUGAUCCGAAAAAUUUCCGAGAUUCAACGGGAUUCGAAACCAUAGCCUCUGUGUUAGCGCUCUAGUGCUCUACCAAUUCUGCCAAAAGGACUCUGAUAAAUUGUAUUUCGCGCUGCCUUUUUUUCUUUAGAUAAAACCAGAUCCACACGCUUCAGAAAUUAUGGAUAUUUACGAAGCUAAAAUGGCUGCUUUAGUGGUAAGUGUUUCAACCUCUGUUAACUUCUCCUCUCUUUGAUUACUUUUCUGGUAGAAAUGUGUCGCAGUGUCGCAAGUAUAUUAACGGCGCUAUUGCUUUCAACAGACAAAAGAAAGUCAUCUUCAGGAUCUUUUGGAAGCAAAAGCUCUUGCGUUAGCUCAGGCGGAUCGUCUUAUCUCGCAAUACAGAUGUCGGAGAGCGCAAUCAGAAGCAGAGGUAUGAUGAUAUUAUUAGUAUACAGUAAGACGCAGAGAACGACCAAUCAGAAAUAAUGAAUAGUAUGAAUGGGAUCUAUAUUAACCAAUAUCCCUAGUGCAAACAACAGUACCACUCCAUUUACGUCAGAGUAGAACAGAAUCCUAAUAAUUAUACUGCAUGCAUACUGCUUAAAAAACACAAUAGUAUCGGGUGAGACCUUCACUCAUUCUAUUAAUAGUCUCUCGGUAGAACGUUACCUUCCAUGGUAGUUUCCUGUGUUAACAGUCUUAAAAUUGUGUUUUUUUUUCAGUGUGCGAAAUUGAUGCAGCUCUUGCAGACGACGGAAAAGAAAGCAGAGAACCAAGCUCAACAGGUGCCAUUUCCCUUAUCAAAAGUGAAAUAAUUCUUUCAAAAGUUUAAUUAAAAACACACUUGAAAGAAAGGUAUCCAGCUUUACACCCGGCGAGCUGGAGUUUUUCCUGGCCGUACGCUACGCUACGAUGGGACAGAAACCACUGCAAGCAACCGUUUCCUUUUUUGAUCAAGCCGCCGUCCAGCGCAGUGGACGAAUAAAUUAACUCAAAAACAAGUUAAGCCCCGUGCAAACGGGCGCAACAUUGUUGUCUAACAACUCCCAACAUUGUUGGAUGUUGUUGCGUCCCUUUGCACAUAGCUUAACGCUUACAACUGCUGCCUUAAGGUGGAUUUCCACUUUCGCGUACUUUUUCUGUGCGUACGCGCGUAGAUAAAAUAGAGGCAACGUGUGGAAGGUCACUCGUAAACGUAAAGUUGAACCUUGCUUGACUUUCACAUUUACGAAUGGCUUUUCUUGCAUUGCCUCUGUUUCAUUUACGCGCGUAAAUUUUUCGUGCGUUCGCACGGAAAAAUUACGCAACAGUGGAAAUCAACCUAGGUUGAUUUUCACUCGCGUAAAAUUUACGUGCGCAUGCACGUAAAAAUUGAGCGAUAGUUAAAUUCGCCUUUACGUUUUCUAUAAACGCGAAAUUAGGCGUUUUCAAGUCGUAGUUAUUCUGAGACAAAGAAGUUUAGAUGACAAAAUCUCCCAAAAUUAGUAAUGUUUUUAAUCCUGGCCGUCAGCUAAAUGCUGCGUCACACAGAAGCCUGGAAAUUCAAGUGUCCUCUCUCGCAAAACGAAGAAACCUUUCGAACCAAAAAAUUAUUUAUAUAAAGGUGUUUAGGUACUGUAAUACCUCGUGAAAGUAGAAACUCAGAAGAAUCGAUAGUUUCUUAGUUUGAUGUUUGGUAACGUAACGUGCAAACCAAUAAUAUAGUCUAGAAAAGACUCUAUAUGAUGUUCAAUGCCGAUUCCAAGUGCAAUAUUUUUUUACCCCUACAGAUCAAUGAACUGCUUGAAGCUCAAAAGGCAGCAACUAAAGAGGUUAGAAUUUUCUGUGUUUUAGAGUAGUUUUCCACUUGAGAAAUGACGACCUAAACCAUGAUGUUUAUUUACUUAAGUGUUAAUGGUCUUUUUGUAGAUGGAAAUUAUGUUAAGGCACAAUGAAAACCUGAAAGUUGUCGAAGAGGAGCAUGAGCAGCUCAAGAUUGCAUUUGCGGAGCAGUCACAAAGGUACCUAUAUUCGGAAGUUAGGUAAAGGAGUUGGGGAGAGCAAAAGAAUUCCGUCAGGGAGGUGACAAAAACGUAGGUUUUGAAGCUUGCGGAGCUCACAUCGCUUAAGCUCUGACAGAACUAACAGUUUAAAGUGAAAGUAAAAGCAGGAACUUGUUAAGAGAGUAUUACGCACCUUGAUUUCUAUUAAGGGCAUUUACAUUUGUUAUACGCUUUGUGAUUCAUAUUGAUGAACAGUGACUCACUCUCUUCUUCUGCAUACAAACUUACACCAGAACUUACUAUCUCUCUUUUUCAAACACCCUCUUAUUCUUUUACCACUAUACGUUUUUUUAUCAGUCGCUGAGAAGCUUGACUUUCGCCCUCUGUUCUCUUUUCAGACUGGAAACUAGUCAGCGGAGUCUUAUGGCGGCUCAAGACGAGCACAAGGCACUGUCGGACUUGAAUGACAUGUUAAGGCGGCACAACGAUAACCUGAAAAGCCAACAUGAUUGGUAGUGUAUCUUUAUCCUUGACUAAUGAAUCUUAUAAGGAUGUGAUGCAAAUCAAUUGUCGCUAUUGAGAGGGAAGAUCGCGCAGAAAAGAAAAACAGCAAUAUGCACUGAGCGCUGUUAUUAACUUGGUGGAGCCUUUUUAUGCGAGAAGUAGUAUAGUAGGGAUGUUUUAGACCCAUUUUUGGGCAGGAAUCUCAUUAAAGAGGGCAGGAAGACAUUGACGUCGAUGAUGUCAUUGGCCACUUUGAGGUUGCGCUGAGGAGCGGGUCAAGACGGUUUGAAAGUGCAUUGUGGGACUGUUUGGCGGACGCAUUUUUCGACCCCAAAACAGUCCCACAAUGCACUUUGACAACCAUCUCGACCCGAUCUCCAGCGCAGCCUCAAAGUGGCAAAUAGCCCCUUGUCUCUAUCUCAUGAAUAAAAUGCAGAGGAAUAUCAUUAAGAAAAGGAGAUGGGCUAUUUUUAGGUGGGUUAGCCCGUUAAACAGGUUUUCUAGUUAUUUCUAGCUCGAUAAUUGUCUUGCUUUUUAGAGGCACUCAAUCACGAAUUGUUAAAUCGACGUUAAGGAAUAUUUGUCAUUUAUUUGGUUUAUAUGGGCAAAUCGACGAACCGACGAUUUGUUGUUGCGCUUGAAAUAGUGUUAUUCAGGACCUAGUUGUUCAAAAGGAGGAUAACGCAACUGGUUUCACAAACAGUUAUUCACCGGAUAGAGAUUUAUCCGCUGGAUAGCGCUAUCCAACGUUUGAACAACCGGGGUCAGCCCUUUAGGGAGUUAAAUUUUUUUCUAUAGUACAACCAAACAACUUCACGAACUCGAAACAGAGAGGAAAAAGGUUGUUCAGCAACUAAAGGAAAAGGACACCAAAUGUCAAGGUACUGUUCUUGCGUUUUACUUUUCAAGCAUUCAUUGUUCAGCAUGUAUAGGGCAGGCUGAAACAUUAGACGUUCAUCAACAAGAUGCCAUCACUCUUACAGUUCGCUGACUCAAAAAACUUUGUUUGACUGUGAUUUUGUAGAAAUGAGUACCAGCGAUAUAUUGCUGGGGGUAACUGUUGUUACAAUAUUAACUCCGUGUCCACUUUGGAGUGAUUUUUUCGAAAAUGUCAGGUCACGUCACACGUCAUAUUACAUAAAUGAAGUACCUUACAGAAACCACUUGGAGAAUUGCUGGGGCAUUGAAAUUCUUGAUGGCGAAUGUACGUCAUGAGCAUAAAACAUAUUGUUAUAACUAAAAUUCCUGUGUAAACUUAGGAAUUGGUACGAUUGUUAUUUCCUUUUCGCUGUUACCCUUAGAGCUCCGGAAAACGCUUCAGAAACAAGAGGAAGAAACCAAACAACGUGAAAAGAACAUAGAUGAUCUACAGAAUACAAACGAAUCCCUUAAUCGUGAUCUAGCUAAAACAGAUAAAGAGAGAAAGGAAUUAGCACACAAGGUUAGUGUGGAUGUUCUUUGUGCUUCAGGAACCAUGGCUAAGGGUGUGAGAAUGAUUGCCAGUCGAUACCCGGCUUAGCAAAGGAACUUUGUCGGGUGAUAAAAUGUUGGCUAUAAACUAUAAAAGAGAAAUACUCUUUUCUAAACGACGCACUAUUUUAACAAAGUAUUCUCGAAAUUUUUCUUAAGUUAUCUUAUCGGGAGGAAAGAAGUGCCCAAAAAAUGACUGUUAAAUGGCCUUACUUUCCUUCUUUUUUAUCAGCAUUUUGCAACUAAUGCUUUUUUGCGCGACAAAGUGUAUUCAAUAAGGUGUAUUUUUAGUUUGGGUACUUACCCAUUUCGUACCCUUUUUGCCCUCUAUACGUUGUACACUCUUGUUUUUACUGAGCUUUACGAACUCUGCUUCUUUUUAUAUACUGAUUUGAUGCAGUCAAAAUUUACAGCGAGGGUUGUCCUUUUAUAGACUUAAAUACAAAUGAAUAAUUCAUGAAUAUAAUCCAGGGAAAUCUUUAUUGUGAAGGAAAGUAGUUUUUGUUACUUAUUUUAUUAACAAUUAUGAGCAAUUCUGAUAAAAGGCAUUUUAGCCGAUGUCUUGUAACGGCGAUAGCGGUCUUAACCCACGCUUACUCGAUUACUCCUAAGAGACCUCAAGAUUCGACGAAGGCGACGGCAACGAUAACAUUCGAGAACAUCAAAAAAGCAAUAAUAGGUUUAUUGAGUAAAAAAUACCUUUUACACGUCUUGCAAUUGCACCUGUAGCACACUCGUUUGGUACAUUUCUUGGCGUCACCGCACGACUACGUAGUAAAAAUGCCUAACUUCAACUUUUAUGGGGGACUUAAACUAGCGAAGACGAAAUUUUCUUUCUCUUUCUGAAAUUGGAUAAGGUUCUUAACAAUUAAACUCUAUGAAAUUUCACCUACUUUUGACAAAGAAAGUGAGUUGGAAUAAUCGCAAUGAAGGUUGAAAGAAAAUACGACAUUCACUUUUUUAGCUGUCACCGCCGUGUUCCGAUCUUAAGGUCCCUAUUACGUAAGGCGUACCGUAAACCCGCUUCUUAAAACCGCCUACUUUCUUCUCUUCUAUCUUCAGUUGUCAUCGUUGGAACUUGUGUGUCAACAGAACGAGGACGUGAUAAAGAAACGAGAAGUAGCAAUCAAGGAACUGCAGUCUGAACUUGACCGACAGGCUCAAAUCGCUGCAAUGAUCCACAAUCUAAGCAGUGGAAAAGUACCGAUCACUAAUUUUGCCGGCAAAUCCAGCUGACCCUGGUUUAAUAUGCUUUCUGUUUCUUUCUUUCUUUCCCCUGUUCCUCCCCUGUCGUCUUUCUCUUUAUUCUGCUUCUUUUCCUCCUCGUCCUUGUCCUCGUCCUCCUCAGCACCAUCGUCAUUCUGCUUCUUUUUUAUACGAGGAAAAAUAAGACGCGUCCUCGUCCGCGUCCUAAAUAAGACGCGAGCAAACCAUCGUCAUCGCCGUUACCCGUCAUCAUCAUCAUCUUAUUUUUCCUCGUAUAAAUGACAUCAUCCUGGGAAGGAAGUUAAGCGAUGAAUGUCCGCUGCAGAUCUUCUCUUUUAUUGUCCCUUUUUGCAGCCAAAAUUAUCUUUCAGUGCUACGCUUUCUUUCAGUUUUUCUCACUAAACAGGUCAACGACCGAACAAUAAGACUCUUUUCUAAGAAAAAUUAGGUAUUUUUUUGCUCAUCUGACUUCAGAUCUUCCACAGAAGGCAACGGUCUGUUUUUUGGAGGGACUGUUGGUGGCACGUCCAUGAAACAACUUUUUAUAUUAAAUUCCAGUCUGAUUAGAAAAAUAGUAGACUCCUUGUAAAUACCGUAGUAAUUUAUUUUUACUGUGACC
Porites lobata is the source of this 17794-nucleotide messenger RNA. The record is from the annotation of a GenBank genome assembly. NCBI's taxonomy places the organism in Eukaryota, Metazoa, Cnidaria, Anthozoa, Scleractinia, Poritidae.